This is a messenger RNA of Empidonax traillii (willow flycatcher), 5421 nucleotides long. RefSeq names its product phosphatidylinositol-4,5-bisphosphate 3-kinase catalytic subunit beta (gene PIK3CB). Lineage: Eukaryota; Metazoa; Chordata; Aves; Passeriformes; Tyrannidae. The record is from RefSeq and is a predicted model, not a curated record. The transcript is spliced from 26 exons. Gene Ontology annotation, molecular function: 1-phosphatidylinositol-4-phosphate 3-kinase activity; 1-phosphatidylinositol-3-kinase activity. The coding region runs from base 556 to 3756 and encodes 1066 amino acids. Gene Ontology annotation, biological process: phosphatidylinositol-3-phosphate biosynthetic process; phosphatidylinositol 3-kinase/protein kinase B signal transduction; phosphatidylinositol-mediated signaling. Gene Ontology annotation, cellular component: plasma membrane; phosphatidylinositol 3-kinase complex; cytoplasm.
GAGACCCCCUUUCGCCGCCAGACCCGCAUCCCGGCGGAGGCGCGGCCAGCGCCGUCCCUGCCGGGGCAGGGGAGCGGCCGCAGGGGCGGGACGCGCCGUGCCAUUGGCCGCCGGCCGCGGUCUGAUAGCGAAAGCCCGGCCCGGGUUGGCGGCGCCGGGCCGAGGGCGAAGCCAUCGCCUUGGUAACCCCGGCGGGGCGCAGCGGCCGGUGCCGGCCGAGGGAGCGCUCCCCGCUGGCGCCAGCGCCGCCGCGCUGGCUGGGCUGGGGCGGCGCGGACGGGACGGGACACGGCGGGGCCGCGGCGCGGGCAGGAUAUUAUGGUUUUUUGACCAACCACCAACACCUGUGAAAGCAGAACACAAAGAAGAAUGCUGCUGUGUGUGUAACAGUAUGCUGUCCAUGGUCACGUUUAGGUCAUCUUGUGGAGUCUUCCAAAGAAGCAAGAGUAAUAAUAAGAAAAUGAUGUUUAAUAGAAGUAUCUUCGCUACGCAGUCAGAUUGAAACAGGAAAGGUUUUUUGGAGCUACAUGGUUAUGAUAUUAUUGAGAUUCCAUAAUGCCUCCUGCUGUGACAGACAGUCUUGACAUCUGGGCAGUGGAUUCACAGAUUGGUGCUGAUGGCUCCAUAUCUGUGGACUUCCUGUUGCCCACUGGGAUCUACAUCAACCUGGAUGUCCCUCGAGAUGCCACCAUAUCUCAUAUUAAACAGCUGUUAUGGAAGCAGGCACAUGCCUAUCCACUCUUCCACCUCCUCAUGGAGAUCGACUCUUACAUGUUCUCCUGUGUGAAUCAGACUGCUGUACACGAAGAAUUGGAAGAUGAAACCCGGAGACUUUGUGAUGUUAGACCCUUUCUUCCUGUCCUCAAACUAGUGACAAGAAAUUGUGAUCCAGGAGAAAAGUUGGAUUCCAAAAUAGGUGUCCUUAUAGGCAAAGGUCUCCAUGAGUUCGAUGCCUUACAAGAUCCUGAAGUGAACGACUUCCGAGCUAAAAUGAGAAAGAUCAGCGAGGAAAAGAUUCAGUCCCUUGUGGGUCUCUCCUGGAUGGACUGGCUGAAACACACUUACCCACCAGAGCAGGAACCUGUCAUCCCAGAGAGCUUCCAGGAUAAGCUCUACAGUGGAAAUCUCGUAGUGGCUGUUCAUUUUGAUAACUGCCAGGAUGUCUUUAGUUUCCAGGUGUCUCCUAACAUGAAUCCCAUCAAGCUGAAUGAGCUGGCAAUCCGAAAACGUUUGACUAUCCAUGGGAAAGAAGAUGAGGAAGUUGAUCCUGCUGACUAUGUGCUGCAAGUUAGUGGAAGGCUAGAAUAUGUUUUUGGUGAUCACCCCUUAAUUCAGUUCCAGUACAUCCGCAACUGCGUGAUGAACAGGACCCUCCCUCAGCUGACUCUGGUUGAGUGUUGCACCAUAAAGAAGAUGUGUGAGCAGGAGAUGAUUGCCAUAGAAGCUGCCAUAAACCGAAAAUCAUCCAACCUUCCUCUUCCUCUGCCACCAAAAAAAACAAGAGCGACAACUAGUGUAUGGGAUAUUUCCAACCCUUUCAAGAUUAUUCUGUUGAAGGGGAAUAAACUAAAUACGGAAGAAAAUGCCAAAGUUCAUGUUAGGGCUGGUCUUUUCCAUGGUACAGAGCUCCUUUGUAAAACUACUGUAAGCACAGAAAUAUCUGGGAGAAGUGACCACGUUUGGAAUGAGGAGCUGGAGUUUGAAAUCAAUGUCUGUGACCUGCCAAGGAUGGCAAGGCUCUGCUUUGCAGUUUAUGCUGUGAUGGAUAAGAUGAAAACUAAAAAGUCCACCAAGGCAAUGAAUCCUUCCAAAUACCAAACAAUUAGGAAAGCAGGAAAAGUGCAUUAUCCUGUAGCCUGGGUAAAUACCAUGGUGUUUGAUUAUAAAGGACACUUGAAGAAUGGAGAACUGGUACUGCACAGCUGGUCAUCAUUUCCUGAUGAACUUGAAGAAAUGUUGAAUCCCAUGGGAACCGUCCAGACUAACCCUUACACUGAAAAUGCAACAGCUUUGCACAUUAGAUUUCAGGAAUAUUCCAAACAGCCUAUCAAUUACCCUCCCUUUGAUAAGAUACUUGAAAAGGCAGCUGAGAUUGCGAGAAACAGCGACAAUGCUGCAAUGGCGGGUCGAGGUGGUAAGAAGUUUUAUGUUGUGCUAAAAGAAAUAAUGGAAAGAGAUCCUUUAUCUCAACUUUGUGAAAAUGAAAUGGAUCUCAUUUGGACUUUGCGAUAUGACUGUCGUGAAAAUUUCCCACAAUCAUUGCCCAAACUGCUGCUCUCUUUAAAAUGGAACAAACUUGAAGAUGUUGCUCAGCUUCAGGCCCUCCUUCAGAUCUGGCCCAAGCUGCUGCCCAGAGAAGCUCUGGAACUGUUGGAUUUCAACUACCCAGAUCAGUAUGUCAGGGAAUAUGCAGUGGGUUGUUUAAAGCAGAUGAGUGACGAAGAGCUCUCUCAGUAUCUUCUCCAACUUGUGCAAGUCCUGAAGUACGAGCCUUUUCUGGAUUGUGCACUGUCCAGGUUUCUCUUGGAAAGAGCACUCGCCAAUAGGAGAAUAGGACAGAUGUUGUUCUGGCACCUAAGGUCGGAGGUUCACAUCCCUGCUGUCUCAGUGCAGUUUGGUUUGAUUCUGGAAGCUUACUGCAGGGGAAGUGUUGCUCACAUGAAAGUGCUCGCUAAACAGGUGGAAGCCCUUAAUAAAAUGAAGACUUUAAAUAGUCUAAUUAAGCUGAAUGCCAUGAAGCAAAGCAAAGCAAAAGGAAAAGAUGCCAUGCAUACGUGUUUGAAACAAAAUGCUUACAGAGAAGCACUUUCUGAUCUUCAGUCUCCUCUGAAUCCUUCUGUUAUACUUUCAGAACUGCAUGUUGAGAAGUGUAGAUACAUGGAUUCUAAAAUGAAGCCUCUGUGGAUAGUGUACAACAACAAAAUGUUUGGAGGAGAUCUUGUAGGGAUCAUCUUUAAAAACGGUGAUGAUCUCCGCCAGGACAUGCUGACGCUCCAGAUUUUGCGUUUGAUGGACAUCCUUUGGAAAGAAGCUGGGCUGGAUCUCCGGAUAUUGCCCUAUGGCUGUUUGGCAACUGGAGAUCACUCUGGCCUUAUUGAGGCUGUUUCCAGUUCAGAAACCAUUGCUGACAUUCAGUUAAACAGCAGCAACGUUGCUGCAGCCGCUGCCUUCAACAAGGACGCGCUCCUGAACUGGCUGAAGGAAUACAAUUUAGGAGAUGACUUGGAUCGAGCCAUUGAAGAAUUUACUCUGUCUUGUGCUGGCUACUGUGUAGCUACUUAUGUAUUAGGAAUUGGUGACAGACACAGUGACAACAUCAUGGUCAGAAAAAACGGGCAGCUCUUUCACAUAGAUUUUGGGCAUAUUCUUGGAAACUUUAAGUCCAAGUUUGGAAUUAAAAGGGAACGGGUACCUUUCAUACUCACCUAUGAUUUCAUUCAUGUUAUUCAACAAGGAAAAACAGGGAACACUGAAAAAUUUGGUCGGUUCCGGCAGUAUUGUGAAGAAGCCUACCUGAUCCUGCGGAAACACGGGAACCUAUUUAUUACACUCUUUGCACUGAUGUUGACUGCAGGGCUUCCAGAGCUGACCUCUGUCAAGGACAUCCAGUAUCUCAAGGACUCUCUUGCCUUAGGGAAGACCGAGGAAGAAGCACUAAAACAAUUUAAGCAAAAGUUUGAUGAAGCACUCCGGGAAAGUUGGACUACUAAAGUGAACUGGAUGGCUCACACUGUUAGAAAAGAUUAUAGAUCCUAGAAGACUUCUGCAUUUGCACUAAGCUGAAGGUUAGCUUGAUAAGUGUUUUUAGAGGGUGUCUGUCCUAUGGACCAACAAAACUUCAAGAAUCGUUUGGAUAACGCUCUCAGGCUCACAAACAACGAAAAGAAAUGGACUGAAAUAACUCCUGAGUCUUUUGCACUCUGCUUCUGAAUGCUUGAUUCCAAGACUGUCUCUAGAAACAGUGAACAUCCUGGAUAAUCAGUUCCUGCUGACUUUGCACGCUGAGAGCUACUAGGCAUUUUUAAAAAUUCUUUGGUACUUUAUGGAGGUGUAAAUAUUUGUUUUUAUACGUUAGAGUAAUGUACUCUAACAUACUCGGGAGGGUUGAAGACCUCUGACAGAACUGUUAUUUGUUUAAAGUUGGGACUUGAAGAGUAAAUUUUUUUUUAUAUCCUAAUGUGGCUAAAAAUGACCAUAUUGUGUAUAUUUUUCAUAAGACCUCUGCCCUCCUGGCACAGAUGCAUUAAUUCUACUGUAAAUAGCAAGCACAGUGUCACUGUACUGCAGGGAGCUGCUCCACGUCUCGUGCUGCUGCUGAAGGAAGGGUGGAUGUUGGCAGGGUUGGGGAAGGACAGGAACAUCUUUGGGAAUGAUGCAGCAUCCAAAUGUUCAGGGUUGCACAGUUUUGUUCCUCUGACAUAACACACACAAAAGAAGCCCUUUAGAAUCAGGAAGGUGAGGCAAAUUCCAGACGUGCCUGUGAAUCCCUCGUGGUCUCCCGCUCAGCCUCUGGGGCUUUGCCCUCAGUACCUCGAGGGGCACAUUUGGUUCAGGUUCAGCAAGAAGCUUCUCACAGCCUUACACUGAAAUUUGUAUCUCAGAUUAGUUGCUCCCUGCAAAAUGUACUGACUUAUGUAAGAGACAUUUUAAUUCAAUAUAUUACACAAAGUGGUUUUUAGAGCCUACACACCAAAAACCCCAAAACUCCAAGGCGAAGUCACUGGUCUUUUCUUGCUGUAUUUAUUAAAAGCUUGCAGUAAUGUUGCUUUACCAAGAUAUAUAUGUCAAAGAUGGUUGCUGAAGAAACUGGAUUUGUUUUAAUUUAUUUAGUGAGGUACCAGGCUUGUAGGUGCUUAAAUGGAGAGCAAAUUUGUUACGUGCAAUAGGGAACUGCUGGUUCAAAGAUGUAACAUACUGUUUCUGAACAUCAGCAAGAGAGAUUUUAACUACUGCUUGUUCUCCAAGGAACACUGGUAGCUCUUGAUUCUUGUUGACAUUUGAAAGAGAAUUAAACAUAUAUAUUUACCUUUUGACUAAACAGUUGUUCUGCAUAGAAAUGUUGGUUUAUUGUUGGCAGGAAUUUAGGGAAAGGUGCUUUUACUUUGUUGAGAGUGGUUUAUUUUUGUUGGUUUGGGGUUUCCUUGUUUCUUUUAGAGGUCAAGAACCUACCUGGAGCCAAGGUGGCAUUCUGUAUUCUCUUGUCCCUCACCCAUUGGGCUUAUCUAUCUGAACAGACUUCUGGUUCUAGAAUAUGGUAAAAGUAACAAGUGGUUUCUGGUUUGGUUUUGUUGGGCUUGAUUUUUUUUUUUUUAUACAAUAUAGUAGCAUUAAAAGUGCUUUUUCCCCUGGGGUUUAUAUAUAUAUAUAAUCUACAACAGAUGGCAGGAAAGCUAAAAAGAAACUACAUUGGAGGUGAUAACU